Messenger RNA from Trichomonas vaginalis G3, 1974 nucleotides. Its product is annotated as microtubule binding CLASP family. Gene Ontology annotation, cellular component: cytoplasmic microtubule. Gene Ontology annotation, molecular function: microtubule binding. Lineage: Eukaryota; Parabasalia; Trichomonadida; Trichomonadidae. Gene Ontology annotation, biological process: microtubule cytoskeleton organization. The transcript has a single exon. Bases 1 to 1974 code for a protein of 657 amino acids. The record is from RefSeq and is a predicted model, not a curated record.
AUGUCGAAAAAAGCUUUUAGGGAAGAUGAAUCAAAUGAAAUCCGUAAUAUUUACAUAGAUCCGAUGCAAGGAUUCACAGCAGAAAUUGUCACAUCUCCAGAGCAGGCAGAUGAAGCGAAAGAAAAGAUUUUGGACGCCUUGACUGGAACUGAUUGGGAAAAUAAAUGUACAGCUCUUCAAAGAGGAGUACAGCUACUGAAAGGAGGAGCAUUACAAUUCAAUGAAUUCGAUAUUGUAUCAUUAGUAACAGCUACUGCAAAAACAAUUAGCGAAGCAAAAUCAAAACUCGUUAAAUUAGCAACAUUGUUCUUAGUUUCAGCAGCAGAAUUACUCGAAACAAAGUUUUCUCCAUGUAUUGAUAUUACAAUUUCUUGCUUAAUUAAGCAAUCAAAUCACGCAUCAUCUUUCAUUGGAGAUUCUUGUAAAUUCGCAAUAUUGGCUAUUACAGAAUGUGUCCCCUUAAGAAGAACAGCAAAAGCUUUACUUGCAGAAACAGUUUCAAAAAUCAAAGAGCGAAGAUUAAUUGUAGCGCAGGCAGUAACUCUUUUAAUACAUAAAUGGCCUCAAACUCUUACCAAUCAAUUCAUUUCGGAGCUUAAAAGCAACAUUACAAAAUUAACAAAAGAUCCUUCAGCAGAAGUGAGGGAUUCUGCCCGUGAAGCGCUUUCAGAAAUCAAUGGGACACCUCUUUCCUCUCUUCAGAGUCCAUCUGAUCAACCCAGAUCCAGAUCUCCAUCAAGAAUUCCCAGAACACCUGAACGCAGCAUUUUCAGUUCCUCCCGCAACAGAAACAGUCCUCGGCCAGUUCAACCCCUUACGCCUACUCGGAUUUCUAGGCGCAACAUCACCGUUACUCAACAGAACGGCACUUCUCUCUUAGAUGGCGCAAAUCUCAGUGAAUACAUGCCUCCUGACACGAAGGAGUUUGCGGAGAAGUUUGCGAAGAUUCUCACGAACAUUGUUGUUAUAGGGAACAUGCAGAUUCUCGAAGGCAUCGAGUUCGCCCUUCCUUCUUCGAUUGUCACAGCCUGCAAUUUCGGAAUCUCCGCUCAAUGGGAUGCUGUAAUACCUCCUUUGCUUGCUCUGUUUAAGAACGAAUUCCGCGGAAGUAUUGGUGAAGUCUUAAUCGCUACCAGGGCUCCACCAAGAACUCUGAAAGCGUUUGUUGAUAUUUACGGUAUCGAAUCAGUUGUCAACGAUGUGAUAAUUGCUGGAGAAGACAAUCCGCAAAGUGUGAUAAUGGUACUCUCCAGCUUGAUUGCAGCCAGUCUACUCAAAAAAAUUCCUGAACACGCGGUCAAUCAAGUCAAGAAGAUCAUAAACGAUGGUGUGAAAUGCGAUGGUUUAGAGUUGGUUGAGAAUGCCAUUUAUUCAUCGGAUUUCUCCUUCUUUGGGUUCCAAUCACUUACAAAAUUCAUCUCUGCCAGGAACUACAACGAGUUCGACUUAUCCGCAAUAGAAGAACCACCUAAAGUUAUUGCUGGUGCAGUGGUCGCAGCAGAGAAUGAAAUCAUCCAGUUGCUGAGGGAUAACACGAAACUGGACAACGUGACAUCGUUCUUGGUGGACAUUGGCCAGGUAGCUGGCGAUAUGAGGAUGCCAAACCUCAUUUUGGAGCUCGGAAAGAUCUGCUCGAGGGAAUUCGUUAGUGUCAUUGGAGCAAGGUGCUUUUCGGCCCUUUGCAACCUUGUCAAAGAUAUUUCCGAUGUUGUUUCUCUCUCAGAAAACGAAGAAGGAAUUGAAAUUGCACUGAUGGUGAUGGAAAAUAACAAUAUUACUGUUGAUGCAAACUGUGGGAAACUUCUAGAUAAUGCAAUAAAGAACCUCUCAUCAUCAAAUAUCAAUGUGAGAAGAUCUUGCAUAAAAUUUAUUUCAAAAUUCGUCGAAAUAAGAGAUAAUGCUUUGCAGAAGAAAAUUACUAACCUUCCACAUCUCACGCAAAAACUGAUUACUGACAAAAGAAACUUUGAAUGA